Molecule: messenger RNA, 315 nt
Organism: Trichoderma gamsii
Lineage: Eukaryota; Fungi; Ascomycota; Sordariomycetes; Hypocreales; Hypocreaceae
Exons: 2
Coding region: 1-315 (104 amino acids)
Biological process (GO): positive regulation of mitotic metaphase/anaphase transition
Cellular component (GO): anaphase-promoting complex
Source: RefSeq, a predicted model, not a curated record
AUGAACAAAGACUCGUGCUUCAAUUACGUGCACAUGCAUCGCUCCGGCGACGCGGAUCUCUUUGAGGACUUCUGCAAAGACAAGCUCCCCGAUGACGAGAUUUACGUCCCGCCUCAGCAUCGGCCCAUCAACCCAGAAGACGAGGAUGACGUGGUACCGGAUCAGCACGCCGCAUUUGGAAUCCAGCGCGCGACGCAGCGCGUCAAGGAGCCCUCGUGGAAGGACCUGGGCUUGUCGGAUUUAAUGAGAAAGGGACCCAGCUCAGAGAGCAAGGCUGCUGGGCCGAGUAAGACGUCAAAGGCGUUGCCGCGGUGA